CAAAAACAAAGGCGAAAGGCAAACCACAAGUCCUCUCGUGUCUAGAUGACCGGUCAUCUGAAACGCGGCCUCUCUCUCAUCCAAAAAUAUUACCCCGAGUAUUAAAUAUGGAGAGUGACAGUAAAAGGAGUGGGGAAGGGCCUGCGGAGAAACUUCCUCUUGAGGUUAUUGAAGAUAUAUUGUCUCGAGUAAGAAUUGCACCGGAUGUGAUUAGAGCUUCUGCAACAUGUAAGAUGUGGCGAGAGGCUUAUUGCAAACACCUUCAUACACUUUCCUUUGGUGUUUCUAGUUUUAAGUUUCCCAAGGGCCAAGAUUCUGUUCCUGACAUAGAAAUGUUGGUCACAAAGGCUAUUCUUCAAACAAGGGGUUUGCGAAAAUUAUCCAUUCAGAUGGGCAACUUCUACCAUUUUUCGGCUAGUUAAGUUUGUUCUUGGUUAAUGUGUGUUAGAGAAACUUUGUCGGAGCUGUGUUGUGAGGUUAGAACUUCUACCAGUGUUAAUGUUCUUGACAUUUUUGAAGGGCGAAAAUUGGAAAUCUUGAGUUUGUCGGAUUGCAAAAUGGGAAGGGUUAAACAGAAUAUCCAAAGAUUUCAAUGUUUGACAUCACUAUCUCUACGUAAUGUCAGUAUUCCAGUUGAAUAUCUUAAUCGAUUUCUUAAUGCUCUUCCAAAACUUGAGUCUUUGAAACUUGAGGCACCCUUCCUAGAACCUUCAUGGGUUUCUUUAUAUGAUGAGUUUUAUUCACCAGAAAAAGUAGUCAAAGUGCAUUGUCCUACACUGAAGACCCUUUUUCUUGAGAAUAUGGAACUACUUCAGUUUAUAUUGGAGAGUAGCAGUAUUGAGUCAUUGCAAGUGGAGUGCUGCUAUUUCAAAUUGUUUAAAGUCUAUGGUAGUAAAACUUUGAGGGACCUCAAAAUCUCCCACUGCAGGGCUCGGCUUCUAGAAAUAGACGGGACCGAGAAUCUAGAGAGUUUUGAAUUCGUCAAGAGUGCUACCAAUUCAAACUUGUUUCGAAUGGUGAUGCAAUCAGCAAAGAUGAAAAAGUUCCACCUUUGGGGUUUGGAGAAAUACAAGAUAGAUCAUGAUGGCGAGUCAGAACAACGAGUGUUGGAUUUAGAACAGAUGGCCAUUUGUUCACCACAACUUACCCAUCUUGCAAUAUUGUGUGAUGAAGGAGUUGAUGGUCUUGUAUACAGAUUCGGGGGUUCAGCUUCCUUGGAGAAGGUCAUGGUUUUGGAGAUUGGGUGGCAUGGUUUUGAUGGCUUUGGUGCAUGGGCAGAGAAACUACUGAAAUGUUGUCCAAAUGUGAAGAAGGUGACUGUUCAUUGGGCUAUAGAAGUGAAAAAUCCAAACAAAUUGAAAAGUCUUUCUGUGCAGUCCUCAUUGAUGAUUGAAAUGAUGAGAAAGUAUCAGCACAUUGAGAUGCAUUUUGCCUUCUUAUAUGAUCAUGAAUUAUUUUUAAAGUAAUGAUAAUAAGAUUUUGAUUUUGAUUAAUAGCCCCUAUUUAUUUAGUAGGGAUAAGGCCUGCAUCUACUCACACUUCUCUUUACUUUACUCUGAUAGGUUUUGUUGGAUUUUAGUGAGUUUCUUGGUGUUGUUCUUGAAGCAGUUUAUAACAUGUCUACUAGUGGUUAUUACAAGUAAUUAAUUUAAGAAUAUUUAUUUUUUUUAGUACUCCUGUUUUUUCAAAAACACUUUCUCUAUCUCUAAAACACUCACUCUCUAUUAAAAAAUUACUUUUAUCCCU
Cuscuta campestris is the source of this 1746-nucleotide messenger RNA. NCBI's taxonomy places the organism in Eukaryota, Viridiplantae, Streptophyta, Magnoliopsida, Solanales, Convolvulaceae. The record is from the annotation of a GenBank genome assembly.